Molecule: messenger RNA, 2187 nt
Organism: Phycomyces blakesleeanus NRRL 1555(-)
Lineage: Eukaryota; Fungi; Mucoromycota; Mucoromycetes; Mucorales; Phycomycetaceae
Exons: 6
Coding region: 1-2100 (699 amino acids)
Biological process (GO): maturation of SSU-rRNA from tricistronic rRNA transcript (SSU-rRNA, 5.8S rRNA, LSU-rRNA)
Cellular component (GO): small-subunit processome; t-UTP complex; 90S preribosome
Molecular function (GO): protein binding; RNA binding
Source: RefSeq, a predicted model, not a curated record
AUGGAAGUGCAUCGCUGUCGUUUCGUGGAAUACCAACCUGCGGCCAUCAAUGCGCUCAACUUCACACCCCCUACUGCAAAGCAGACACGCUUGGCUGUAGGCAGAGCCAAUGGAAAUAUCGAAAUCUGGGAUCCAGCUCAACGUUACCGUCUCGAGAAAACCAUCCCAGGUGGUAAAGAUCUUUCCGUAGAAACCCUUCUUGAACAAUUGCUUGCCGCUCCCCCACGUCUUUUCUCGUCUGGACUAAACCCUUAUAUUAUCGAAUGGGACACAACAUCACUCACGGCUAAAAAAUCUGUUGAUUCGAACGGUGGUGCUGUCUGGUGUUUGGCUGUCAACAGCACAGGUACUAGACUUGCAGCUGGUUGUGAAGACGGCUGUAUUAGAUUGUUUAACAUAUCCGACGGUUCCCUCGAGUACAUGCGUAGCUUCGAAUCACAAAAAGGCCGUAUUUUAUCUGUUGCAUGGUCACCCGAGGAUGAUUUUAUUGUGUCGGGAGGAUCGGAUAGUUCGAUCCGUAUUUGGAAUGUAGUUACAGGAAGAGCUGCUCAACGUAUGACGGUCAAUAAGGUCAAAAAUGACCACACAUUGGUAUGGACCGUAGCGGUCUUGAAGGAUAAGACUGUCGUUUCUGGUGAUUCACUUGGAAAUUUGAUGUUCUGGGAUGCCGAGCGUGGUACUUUGAAGCAGUCUCACAAGGCACACGGUGCCGAUAUUUUGUCGGUUGUGACCUCGCGUUCCGGCGACCAGGUCUUCUCGGCAGGUGUUGAUCGCAAGCUGAACUGUUUCCGCAAAGUACAACAGCAAAGAAACAACAAAAAUACCUCCACAGCAGGUAACUGGGUAAACAUUGGAAGCCGUCGAUACCAUUGGCACGAUAUCAGAGCCCUUGCUCUGGACGAUCGUCCGUCAGUUAACUCGAUCGUAUCUGGUGGUGUUGAUGUCGAGCUUGUCGCAUGCCCGGCUGCCGAAUUCCCACAAUUGAUCCAAAACAGACUUCCUCCUUUCCCUCACAAAUAUCUCAUUGCAUUAUCAAGAUCACAGAAACUGAUCAUGUCAACCUUCUUCAACUCCGUUUCUCUCUGGCAAUUGGGCAAAGGUAAAAAAAGAAGCAAAAAACAAAAUACAAGGGCUUUUGGAUUUGUGUCGAUCAAGCCAAGUAAAUUUAAACUAAAUCUAACUAUAAUUUCUUUUAAAAAAAUAUUAGCUGGACCUCUUGAUUCAACCACAAAUGCAUUAAACGAGUACCUCCAGAAACACAACGCAAGUUCUGGAGCACAUCAUGUUCUUUUCACACCUGGAUCUGAUAAAUUGAUUGUUGUGACAGCGGAGUCUCGGAUUCUCAUCAUCGAUCUCCUCGGUUGGAAGGAGGGUUCAUUUGAAAUUCUCAGAGAGUUUGGACACCACCGGGGACUCGACAACGAAGGUCGCAGCACGGAUAAAUCAAAGGUUGCAACAGUGAUUUCAUUGGCAGUAAGUGCCGAUGGCCAGUGGCUUUCCACAGCAGACGACGAUAACCGCAUUCAUGUAUUCAAUUUAGACAGCUUAAAGCAUCACAUCAAACUUCCCAAAUCAUCCAUUCCUCAUACAGCACUUUCGUUCAAUGACUUCCGGCCAAAUGAGCUCUGUGUCGCUUUGGCAUCAAACGAGUUUUAUAUUUAUAAUGUCGAGACCAAGCGCUUAACAGAUUGGUCCAAAGCACACACUGACCAAUCUGGUAGCAAGCUGGUUGAACAACGUGAUAGAAUCCGCGGUAUGACAUACAAUCCCGAAUGUCCCGACAAAAUGAUUCUUUACGGCAGCACCUACCUUGCUCAAGUAAAACUGAGUGACACUGCUACUUCUACUACUGAAAAAUCUGCGAAACAUCAAAAGCGCAAGUUUAACGAAGACACAUUGAAGGAGGCAGAUGAACAAAAUAAAGAUAAUACUGAAGCAAAAAAGAAGGGAUCCAUGGAUGUACAUAUUGCACACAAAUAUCAGCAAAUCCUUUAUUGUGGUUUCCUGGACCACAAUUCUAUGGUGAUGAUCGAACGACCGAAAUUCAGCGUACUCGAGAAAUUGCCACCAUCCUACUACAAAGCACAGUUUGGUACCUAAUAGAUCUUUCUCUCUCUAUCUUUUUUCUUUAUAACAAUAAAUCCCACACACACACACACAUACAAAAAUACACACAAAAGUAUUAUG